AUGGAGAAGCGUCCCAAACGAAUAAUCGCCAAACCGCGACGGUACCAAACAUCUUCGAACGAAACGGAGCAUUCGAGAAGAAAGACGCAGGAGUCAGAGAACAGCCAUUUAGGAGAUGACAUCGCUGAAUUACAGGGAGUAUUAGAAAGCCAUUUUCCCGAUAUAGAAACGCAUGCUAAUCCUAAUCAUUCAUUCACUUAUGAAACACAACCUUUCAUUGAUAAUUCAAAAAGACAUGCCAAUAAUACACCACACGUCAGUAACACAUCACACGCCAGUAACACACCACACACCAGUAAUACACCACACGUCAAUAACGCACCACACGCCAGUAACACACCACACACCAGUAACGCACCAUACAUCAGUAACACACCACACGCCAGUAACGCACCACACGCCAGUAACGCACCAUACACCAGUAAUACACCACACACCAGUAACGCACCAUACACCAGUAACACAUCAUACACCAGUAACGCACCACACGCCAGUAACACAGCACACUCAUUGACUUACACACAACUAUUACCUUUACAGGCUUCAAACAUCUGCAGGCCAAAUGAAGAUCGCAUGCCAAGCUGUUCAUUAUCAUCACAAAGAGUUCCAGAGAGAUCGCGAGAAUUUUAUAAUAUGAGACCAGAAAUUCAAGCAAUACAUGGAAGAAUUGAUGAAUUAGCUUCAGAACUUCAGUAA
Molecule: messenger RNA, 696 nt
Organism: Ooceraea biroi (clonal raider ant)
Lineage: Eukaryota; Metazoa; Arthropoda; Insecta; Hymenoptera; Formicidae
Product: histidine-rich protein PFHRP-III-like
Source: RefSeq, a predicted model, not a curated record